AUGGCGGCUUCCAUGAAUAUGUCUCAGCUGCCGGACGAACUGGUCCUAUCCAUCCUCAACGACAAGUUUCCCUGUCGUGAAACUCAGACUAGAGCCCUUGCCGUCUUCUUCGACCCAAGGGCUGCCUCUUGUCGAAAUUGCAUAGUGUACGGUACCGAGGCCACCGGCAAGAGCGCCAUCGUGUCUGCCCUGCUUCAGGAGCUGGCCCAGGCUCACCGCAAUGUAAACGACGACGACGACAGCGAGGCCGAGUUCCAGUAUGCCAUCGUCAGCUCGCCCGAGUGUGUGACGGGGCGACACCUCUUAGAGACGACGGUCAGGAAGGUCGCAGGAGCCGUCGGGUUCGGGUCCUUUGCCCCGCGAUGUGAGAACCUGGCGCAGUUGACGUUUGAGCUUUCCAAGAUGCUCAAGUUUGCACCGCAACCCAAGGGGCGCCACUUUGUCCUUGUCUUUGAUGGCAUAGACCGUCAGAAAGAAGCGCCUCCCACCCUUCUUCCUGCCUUGGCCAGGCUCUCAGGGAUUAUCCCUCAUCUGACGACAGUAUUCAUCGUGACAAAUCCGCCGCCCAAUGCUCUUCUCACCACCUUCGUCAACCACGUUCACUUUCCCAACUAUGACAAGGCCGAGUUCGUCAAGAUCCUCUCCACCACGCCGCCUCCAGCCUUAGCGAACGCCACAGCCGCCGAGACAACCGAGCUCUGGAAGCGCUUCUGCGGCGCCGUGCACGACGCCCUGACCAGGUCCGCCGCUCGCACCCUGCCUGCCCUCCAGCUCGCCUGCAACUCGCUCUGGCGCCGGUUCACGGCCCCGAUCCGUGAGGGAAACCUCGGUCCCAAGGACUUCUCCAAGCUGCUCAUCGCGGCGCGCAGGCAUUUCCAGGACGAGUCGCUGCUAGACCCGGGCAUCGUCAGGCGCAGGGACAAGGACAAGGACACGGCUGUGCCUCAAUCGGCGGCGGCGGCGGCGGCCAUCUCACGGACAAGCCUCGCCGCGCUCCUCCCCUUGACGGCCCGGAUCCUCCUCAUCGCUGCCUAUCUCGCCUCGCACAACGCCGCGCGCCACGACCUGUCCCUCUUCUCAACGUACUACCACGGCCGGCGCAAGCGGCGGGGUGGCGGCGCCGGGGCGCGGGCCGGCGGGCCGAGGAACAAGCACCGCAAGAUAGCACGGAAGCUGCUCGGCGCGCAUGCCUUUGUGCUGGAGCGCAUGAUGGCCAUCUUUGCGGCCGUGCGGAACGAGUGGGGGAUCGGUGGCAGUGUUUCCGGGACAGAUGCGGACGUCGGCAUGGCAUUAGCGACGCUGGCUUCCUUGCGGCUGCUUGUGCGUGUGGGCGUGGGCGGCGGCGACCCUCUGGAUAGGGGCGGUAAGUGGAGGGUCAAUGUAGGGUGGGAGAUAGUCAGGAGUCUGGGCCGGAGUAUGGGAGUCGAGGUCGAGGAGUGGCUGAUAGAAUAG
Cryphonectria parasitica EP155 is the source of this 1452-nucleotide messenger RNA. RefSeq lists its product as uncharacterized. Gene Ontology annotation, biological process: DNA replication; DNA replication initiation. Gene Ontology annotation, cellular component: nucleus; nuclear origin of replication recognition complex. The record is from RefSeq and is a predicted model, not a curated record. Lineage: Eukaryota; Fungi; Ascomycota; Sordariomycetes; Diaporthales; Cryphonectriaceae. Gene Ontology annotation, molecular function: DNA replication origin binding. The coding region runs from base 1 to 1452 and encodes 483 amino acids. The transcript has 3 exons.